GCAGCACGCCAGGUCACUCCGUUCCUCGUUCAGCUACUAGCCAUGUUUGCAACGACUCUCUUUUCCGCACGCAGCGCAGCGUUUGCGGUGUCGCGGACACGACUAUGUGCUCAACCAUCGCGAGUUUUCCCUCGUAAUAACUUGGCACGCUGUCUUCAGGGGACACCGUCACAUCCCAUGCGACCUUUUUCCCUUGCUCAGGUCCUUAGGCAAGAGCCCCAAAAUGCCGACCCUGGCACGCCCGAAGGCAGCCUAAGACCGCCAUCAGGAAGCGUAUACAUCGCCAACGUACCUUUCUCGGUGACUGCUCAACAACUUGAAGAAGCAUUUUCACAGUUUGGCAGAGUACGAGCGGUCAUGCUUCUGAACUCAGGGAAGGGAGUUCCCCGUGGGAGUGGAUUUGUCGAGUUCGAGACAGCGGAGGAAGCCACUGCUUUCGUGGAGGCAGAUCAGCAAGAUCCUAUCUUCCUCCUCGACAGAGACCUCUUCGUGACGCAUGCAGACAUUAAAAUAAAUCCCGCUAGAUCCCCGAGCGACACUCUAGUUGCUCAGCAUUUUAGUCCCGGGUCGGAGGACCUCAUUCGACGAAUCUUCUCGGAAUAUGCUGAUUCAUUGGUCAGUGUGCGGAUCCCACCCAGGAGGGAGGUUAACGGCUGUGCUUUCAUCCAGUUCAAAAGCAUCAGCGCAGCCACGGGGGCUCUUCACGCUCUCAAUGCUCAAACGGUUCCCGAAACGGGCAGACUUCUGAGACUGCAAUUUUCUACGAGAAAGCAAGCACGGUCUGAACCAGAACGCCGAGGUCUUGCGAGCAGAUUGUCACAGCGAAUGGGAUCGCAAGGUGAAGGGGCAGGCUUCUAAAGAUACGGCGCCGAGCUGUCUGUUUCCACCCACGCACACCCUAAGCUCCACUCUAUAGAUCAGUUCGUAGCUACCUUAUAUCCGCUAAUUCUUUGAUAUGGGCAUUGGAGGACAAAGGUACCCUCUGCUAGAGAAUUGGUGCAUUUUCGGAGAUUGGGGUGAUCCAGGGUUGUAACUCAAUGCAGUAGUCAUUAACUUCAAAUAAGCUUCUUGGGAGGGCUGCGUCAAGCAUCGAG
Molecule: messenger RNA, 1094 nt
Organism: Pisolithus orientalis
Lineage: Eukaryota; Fungi; Basidiomycota; Agaricomycetes; Boletales; Pisolithaceae
Exons: 3
Coding region: 43-858 (271 amino acids)
Cellular component (GO): nucleus; ribonucleoprotein complex; cytoplasm
Molecular function (GO): mRNA binding
Source: RefSeq, a predicted model, not a curated record